This is a messenger RNA of Clupea harengus (Atlantic herring), 2870 nucleotides long. It is a transcript of the gene kcnk12, whose product is annotated as potassium channel, subfamily K, member 12. The annotation marks the transcript as partial. NCBI's taxonomy places the organism in Eukaryota, Metazoa, Chordata, Actinopteri, Clupeiformes, Clupeidae. The transcript has a single exon. Gene Ontology annotation, biological process: stabilization of membrane potential; potassium ion transmembrane transport. Gene Ontology annotation, cellular component: plasma membrane. The record is from RefSeq and is a predicted model, not a curated record. Gene Ontology annotation, molecular function: outward rectifier potassium channel activity; potassium ion leak channel activity.
CUCUCCUCUGCAGGCUUCGGGAUGACCACGCCGGUGACGGUGGCCGGCAAGGUGUUCCUGAUCUUCUACGGGCUGCUGGGCUGCGCGGCCACCAUCCUCUUCUUCAACCUCUUCCUGGAGCGCAUCAUCACCCUGCUGGCCGUGGUGAUGAAGGCCAUUCGUCUGCGACGCCUGCGCAACAGCGGCCUCCUCCCCCCGGGCAUCUCGCGGGACUUCGCCGUGAGCGCCCUGCCCGGCUGGAAGCCCUCCGUCUACUACGUGAUGCUGAUCCUGGCGCUGUCGGCCAUCGUCAUCUCCUGCUGCGCCUCGGCCAUGUACACCCCCGUGGAGGGCUGGUCCUACCUGGACUCGCUCUACUUCUGUUUCGUCACCUUCAGCACCAUCGGCUUCGGUGACUUCGUGAGCAGCCAGGACGGCGACUACGACUACCAGGCGCUCUACCGGCUGGCCAACUUCCUGUUCAUCCUGCUGGGCGUGUGCUGCAUCUACUCGCUCUUCAACGUCAUCUCCAUCGUCAUCAAGCAGGUGCUCAACUGGAUCCUGGGCAAGACGUGCUGCCAGCAGUGCAACAGGCCCAACGCCUUCCUGGGCCGCCGCAACGCCAUCCGGCCCGGCUCGCGGAUCCGCAAGAAACACCUGCCGCGCUCCAACGACUCGGACGGGCCUGGCGACAGCGACACGGAGGGCCGCCGGCUCUCGGGGGAGAUGAUCUCCAUGCGGGACUUGGCCGCCUCCAACAAAGUGGCGCUGGCCCUGAUGCAGAAGCAGCUGUCCGACUCGGCCAACGGCUACCCCCGGACUGUGUGUGGCGGCUCGCGGCAGAAUGGGUUCUCGGACGGCGUGGGCGCCUUAGGCAUCAUGAACAACAGACUGGCCGAGACCAGCAAGUAGUAGCCCGAGAGGAACCCCUGGAGCUGAAAGGCACGGAGCUGACGGAGCGAUCCGUACUUUAUUUAUUUAUUUCUUCGGAAUUUUAACACUGAGAACUGUUUCGAUUGUAUCGCAAACACCGUAGACACCUCUCUUAAAAGGAUAGAGCCAAGCUUUCUAAUGAAUUUUUUUUUAUUUCUUAACAAACAAAACAAACGACAAAUGACAUCCAUUCUAAGUUUGCCUUGUGAAGAUCAAUGACGGAGCAUGUUUUUGCAUGAGCUUCUUUGGAUCCUUUCAUUAGACACUGCUGCUGGUGUGUGUCUACAACUGACGUGUGGGAUGGUGUCAUCCUACCGAAGCCUGUAACCUGAGGAAACGUUCACAUCCUCUCCUAACCCAAGGGCGCUGCAAGGGCACAGAGUAACAGCCUCAGGACAAAAUGGUGGUGUCCCAAAAUACAUCACCGAUCUCCGAUUCAGAGCCACCGAAAUACAUCGUCCAGUGCUUAUGUAACAUUGCUCGCUCACAUAAAUGAACUUAAUCAAAAUGAUAUCUACUUAUCUAAUUACCGUCAUCUGGAGGCUCAUAGUGUCGAUUAUAUUGGCAGGAUUAGGUGAUAUGCUGAUAUGGUACGGAACAAUGUGAAGUUUGAUGCCAUCCGCCGAGGUUUAACACACUCUAUAUAGACUAUGCAUGCAAGCCAUUUAAACACCCCAAAACCCGUCGCUAGUUAACAAACUGCUUUGCGUGAUUCUAAUCACGAUGACCUGUCUUAUAUUAGUUUAACGCUACCGUCACACAACGCUACCGUGAGGAAAGGUUUCCCUUCAAGCCCAGUGAAGUGCAACCCUAUACAUAUCAGAAUGAUAUCCAUCGCUAAAGCCAUAUGCCUAGACAGCUUUUGGAAACAUGACUAUCACUGUUCAUGCUGCUAUACUCCUUCACUGGAUGCACAGGUCCAGGUUCUACACUGUCUGCAUGCCACACUCAUUGAUCGCCGCGUCCCAAUGGAGUCCUUCUUGCUAUGCACAGCAUAACAUUGAUUAGGCCGAGUAAUUAAGUCAUUUGGCACGAGGCGGCCUCAUCCUCUAGCUGCCUCAGCUAGCCAUCUCGUCUCUCUCUCUCUCUCUCUCUCUCUCCCUCUAAGUGUAUUCCCAGUCAGUGAGACGAGGUUGAUGUCUGUAAUUUUGCAUCCCAUCUGCACUUUUGCUCAGAUUAUUAAUCAUUCCCUGGCUGAGGUGUGGAUGAAGUUGGCGGUGUUCCCUCGAGGACGCUCUGAGUUGGUGAAACGGGUCAAUAAGUCUCUUCUAAUGGCUGAACCAUUACUCCUCGGUUUUUAAUUGGCAAACCCUUUUGUUUUUACAAAAGUUUGACAAAAGCAGCUGAAAAGGGAAAUCGAUGGUGUAAUUGAAAUUCUAAUUGAAUGCUGUGUUUCUCACAUGAUCAUUAAUCCUCAGCACGGGGUUCUAACGUGUUGUUUGGAAAUACUAGCAAAGGCCUUGACACCUGUAGGAUUAGUGCUGAAUGGGUAAAUAGGUUUAAUUUAUUAUACUGUGUUUAUGCCCUGUACUAGGCAUGGACAAGCCUUUAUGUUUCAAUUGUACAUUUCUAUCGGCGAAACCCACUAUUAUUCCUUUAACCUUUUCCAUGUCUGAAAAGCUAGAAAAACAAGCAACACAUGUUCUAAUUGAAAUAUUCACAUGUCUUUGAUAGCCACAUUUUUAUAAAGUAUUCAUAUUCAGGGGUUUUUCCUCCUUUUCCCCUGGAGUCCCAAGAGUAUCGCGAGGAUCAGGUCAGAAAAUACAAAGAGAGUGAAAAGACUUUUUGAUACUGUGUGUGAGGUCUUCACGUAGCGAUUUCCCAAAGUUUUAAAGAGGACCGCCAUGAAGGGACCCAAGGGGAAGUGAGCUUAGCCUCAUUUUUUUUUUUUUUUUAAGAUUUAUUUUUGGGCUUUAACCGAUAGUCUUAGUGAAGAGUGGGACAGGAAAUGAGAGGGA